Molecule: messenger RNA, 276 nt
Organism: Ailuropoda melanoleuca (giant panda)
Lineage: Eukaryota; Metazoa; Chordata; Mammalia; Carnivora; Ursidae
Product: 60S ribosomal protein L37a-like
Exons: 1
Coding region: 1-276 (91 amino acids)
Biological process (GO): translation
Cellular component (GO): cytosolic large ribosomal subunit; ribosome
Molecular function (GO): large ribosomal subunit rRNA binding; structural constituent of ribosome
Source: RefSeq, a predicted model, not a curated record
AUGGCUAAACGUGCCAUAAAAGUCGGAAUCAUGGGUAAAUAUGGGACCCGUUAUGGUGCUUCCCGCAGGAAACCAGUGAAGAAGAUUGAAAUAAGCCAGCAUGCCAAGUACACUUGCUCCUUCUGUGGCAAAACUAAGAUGAAAAGACGAGCUGUGGGGAUCUGGCAUUGUGGCUCCUGCAUCAAAACUAUCGCCAGUGGCAUCUGGACCUACAACACUGUUGCCGUCACAGUAAAGUCUGCCAUCAGAAGACUGAAGAAAUUGAAAGACCAAUAG